CCUUUUUUCACAAUUUCACAACAUUCAGGGCCAAAGUCAAAUACUUUCCUCUCUCUCUCUCUCUUCUUCUUCUUCUUCUUCUUCUGUUGUCUAUGUGAAGAAGAAGAGAGCUGUUCUGUAAGAAAGAUUAUGGACGGAGGUGGCGCGUACAACCCACGCACGGUGGAGGAGGUUUUCAGAGAUUUCAAGGGUCGUAGGAGUGGCAUGAUUAAAGCUUUAACCACUGAUGUUCAGGAGUUUUACCGACUUUGUGAUCCCGAAAAGGAGAACCUGUGCCUCUAUGGGCAACCAAAUGAGCGCUGGGAAGUGAAUCUACCAGCUGAAGAGGUUCCCCCGGAGCUCCCAGAGCCUGUCUUGGGCAUCAACUUUGCCCGGGACGGGAUGCAGGAAAAGGACUGGCUGUCCCUUGUUGCUGUCCACAGCGAUGCAUGGCUUCUUGCUGUUGCUUUCUUUUUCGGAGCCAGGUUUGGAUUUGACAAAGCUGAUAGGAAAAGGCUUUUCAAUAUGAUGAAUGACCUCCCUUCAAUAUUUGAGGUUGUGGCUGGCACUGCUAAGAAACAAUCAAAGGAGAAGUCUUCUGUUUCCAACAAUAGCAGCAACAGAUCCAAAUCAAACUCCAAGCGAGGAUCAGAACAGAGGCCCAAGCUCACAAAGCCUGAGGAGCCUGAAGAUGAAGAGGAGGAAGAGGAAGGUGUGGAAGAAGAGGAGGAUGAGGAUGAGGAUGAUGAGCAAGGGGAAACACAGUGUGGGGCAUGUGGUGAGAGCUAUGCAGCUGAUGAGUUCUGGAUCUGCUGUGAUCUCUGUGAGAACUGGUUCCAUGGGAAGUGUGUGAAGAUAACACCAGCCAGAGCCGAGCACAUCAAGCAGUAUAAGUGCCCAUCUUGCAGCAACAAGAGAGCUCGGUCCUAAAAAUUCAAUUCUGUGUAUUUGCUUUGCAUAUGAUGAUGUAACAUGCCUUACUCUUUGGUUAGAUCAGAUUUGUUGGUUUAAGUCAAGACAUUCAUGUGAGACUUGGUUAUCUUAGGCACAAGUUAUUAGCCUCUUC
This is a messenger RNA of Raphanus sativus (radish), 1045 nucleotides long. Its product is annotated as PHD finger protein ALFIN-LIKE 4. Gene Ontology annotation, cellular component: nucleus. Gene Ontology annotation, biological process: regulation of DNA-templated transcription. NCBI's taxonomy places the organism in Eukaryota, Viridiplantae, Streptophyta, Magnoliopsida, Brassicales, Brassicaceae. Bases 130 to 909 code for a protein of 259 amino acids. The transcript is spliced from 5 exons. The record is from RefSeq and is a predicted model, not a curated record. Gene Ontology annotation, molecular function: transcription coregulator activity; histone binding; transcription cis-regulatory region binding.